Molecule: messenger RNA, 1752 nt
Organism: Thrips palmi
Lineage: Eukaryota; Metazoa; Arthropoda; Insecta; Thysanoptera; Thripidae
Product: myrosinase 1-like
Exons: 8
Coding region: 1-1305 (434 amino acids)
Biological process (GO): carbohydrate metabolic process
Molecular function (GO): beta-glucosidase activity
Source: RefSeq, a predicted model, not a curated record
AUGUUUUUUUCAUCUCUCUCUGUGCAGUUUACUUCGCAUCGUUUCUCUAUAGCUUGGAGUCGCGUUCUUCCAACUGGAGGUACAGACAAUAUCAACCAAGAGGGUGUUAAAUUUUACAGGGAUUACAUUGACAAAGUUAUAAGCAAUGGCAUGGAGCCGAUGGUUACAAUGCUUCAUAUGGACCAUCCGGUAGCGCUGGAAAUUGCCACUGGCGGCUGGGAUUACCCUGCAAUGGUCGAAAAAUUCGUGGUAUAUGCUGAAUUCUUGUUUAAAACUUUCGGAGACAAGGUUAAGUAUUGGAACACUGUAAAUGAGCCGAACAUGUUCUGCAGUUACUGGCCUGGCCUGGCUCCAAGAGAAAACGGAUUUCACCGAUGCGUGCACAAUAUUAUAGUGGCACAUAUGCAGGCUUACCAGCUGUAUAAACAAAAAUAUGCACCAACUCAAAACGGAAAAGUCGGUGCAUCCGUUCUGAUGUCGCCAGGAAUGCCAAAGACAACCCAGGCAGAGGACGUGAUGGCGGCGGAAGUCUUCAAUCAGGUUUAUUGCGGGACCGUUCUGCAUCCACUUGUUUAUGGAGAUUACCCCCCUGUUUUGCGCUACCUGACCGACAAACUCCAGAAAGAAAAGAAUGUCAGUGAAGCAAUUCUACCGACCUUUACUGACGAACAGAAGGCAAUACUCGCAGGUGGUGCCACAGACUUCGUUGCUCUAAAUCUUUACAGUGAAUUCAAAGCCGGCUACAGCAACAACCCUACCAACCCUAACAUGCCAGUACUUUUCAAAGAUAUGAUGGAAGAGAUACCUUUUGUAGAGAUAUCCGGCACAGGUGGUUUUUCCAAGGUGGACGAUGCACUUAUGAAGAAUGGACUUCUGUGGAUAUGGCGUAGUUACCACAUUCCAAUCAUCAUCGCAGAAAACGGCUUGGGUGACACGAAGCACGCAGGAGUCAACGAUACAGAGCGCGCGGCAUACCACAGUGCUAACCUUCGAUCUCUGGUGCGAACAAUUAAGGAGUAUGGCGUGGAAGUUCUUGCGUACUAUGCGUGGGCAUUAUUGGAUGUGUACGAGUUCUCAGCAGGCUACUCUGGGCGUCCAUUUGGACUCAUUCACGUCGACUACAAGACGGGAUCGCUCAACCGCACUCUGAAGAAUUCGGCACAAUUUUUUAUUGAGCUGAGGGACACCGGCAGGGUGCCGAAUAUUCUCCCGCCAGACGAAGGACCGUCAACCAGCGCAAGUUCAACAUUAUCGUCGGGACUACUGCUUCUGGCAGUCGGGGCAAUGAGGGGUCUAUGGCUCUGAGAAAGGGCCCUGUUUCAAGAAAUUCAAAUUUAAUAGGGCCUGCGUACAUGUACCUGCACUGGAUUUUGGAUGUUUACGUUGACUUUUACGCACACGCACUGUCAAUAAACUCCGUAGAAAUACGGAAAUUCAACGAAGACUGGCCGAUCCUUUUACUGCAAGAAAAAGUGUGAAUUGUACAACAAAAAUGCAACAAAAACUGUACAGUAAAAGUUCAACAGGGAUUGUAGAAAGGACAACGAGAAUUGUACAAACCACAACGAGGCCUGGACUGCACAGCUCGUCAUGCCGGUUCCAUUGUACUUUGUACAACAAUUGUUGUACUUUGAAAUUACAAUAAAUUCCUGGUAAAUUUGCCAGGAAUUUAUGUAGUUUUGUUGUGGUUUUAUUUUGCAGAGUUGUACGUAGAGCUUCGUUUUAAUAAAUUAUGGAUUUUCUCCAUUUGAA